Messenger RNA from Paramisgurnus dabryanus, 2306 nucleotides. RefSeq names its product FGGY carbohydrate kinase domain containing (gene fggy). Gene Ontology annotation, cellular component: cytoplasm. Gene Ontology annotation, biological process: carbohydrate phosphorylation; pentose metabolic process. Lineage: Eukaryota; Metazoa; Chordata; Actinopteri; Cypriniformes; Cobitidae. The record is from RefSeq and is a predicted model, not a curated record. Gene Ontology annotation, molecular function: D-ribulokinase activity.
CCUAUUUAUGGGGGGUUUGACAGUUUUUGAUUCCAAAAUGUAUAGAUAAUAAUUACAUAUGAUGAUAUAACAAUAAUUUUUUAAAAGUAAUAAUUUACUGUAAGGACUAUAAAUUAAAUUAAAAUACAUUUUAAAUGAAAGCCAGUAAAGCAAAAAACCCAAGCAUGUUUAAAAAUAUAAUGAUUUUAUUUCAAAUGACAUUGAUGAAAUGAUCUAUUGUUAUUUUGCAUUCUACUAAUGAGGACAGUGUGCUGGUGAAAUAUUACACGCUUGAUUUAAUGUAAAGUAUGAUUUUAUGGUAAACAUGAUGUGUAGAUGUAAUAUGAGAUGUAUUGUGUGUUUUCAGGUGAAAUGAUGAGUUGUUGUUGUUGUUGUUAUUAUAUUGGAGUGGAUGUUGGCACUGGCAGUGUGCGUGCAGCUCUUGUUAGUCCUGACGGUCACGUCAAACACAUGGCUGAAGAAAACAUUCAGAUAUGGGAAGCAUGUGUUGAUCAUUAUGAGCAAUCAUCAGCAGAUAUCUGGAGGAAAUGCUGCAGAGCAGUCAAGGAGGUAACUCGGGACAUCGAUAUAGACUGUGUGAGAGGUAUUGGAUUUGAUGCUACCUGCUCUUUAGUAGCUCUGGACCGAAACUUUGAAGCCGUGGCUGUCAAUCAAGCCGGAAUCAAAGAGAGAAAUGUAGUGAUGUGGAUGGAUCAUCGGGCUUCACAACAGGCUUCUCAAAUCACAGCUAUGAAACAUGAAGUCCUUCAGCGAGUCGGUGGUGUGAUGUCUCCUGAAAUGCAACCUCCCAAAUUAUUGUGGUUGAAAGAGAAUCUGCUGGAAAGUUGUUGGAAAGACGCAUCUCAUUUCUUUGAUCUUCCAGACUUUCUGUCAUGGAAAGCUACUGGAUCCUUAGUAAGGUCUUUGUGUACUGUAGUGUGUAAGUGGACCUAUUCCCCAUCAGACGGAUGGAACGACAGCUUCUGGACCGCUGUUGGUCUGGAGGACUUGAUGGAGAACAAUUAUUACAAAAUAGGGUCACAGACGUGUUGUCCGGGACGUUUAGUAGGAGGUCUUACACCGGAGGCUGCUGCAGAUUUAGGCCUGAAAGCGGGCACAGCCGUGGGCGCAUCACUUAUAGAUGCGCAUGCGGGUGGAUUAGGUGUCAUGGGAGCUGACGUGAGCGGCCAUCAUCUGCCUUGUGAAAAUCAGCCGAUCACAUCCCGCAUGGCUGUUAUAUGUGGCACAUCUUCAUGUCACAUGGCUGUCAGCAGUCGGGCAUUGUUUGUUCCCGGGGUCUGGGGUCCGUAUCUCUCUGCCAUGCUGCCAGAUCUGUGGCUAAAUGAAGGAGGUCAGAGCGUCACAGGGAGAUUGGUUGACCAUGUGUUGAGAGGACACGCGGCGUACACACAGUUAAAGGAUCAGGCAAAGGACAGUGGGAAACACAUUUACUCCUAUCUGAACUUUCAUCUGGAAACCCUGGUCCGAAUCACGACACAUGUUGAGCAGCUGACCGCAGACCUGCACGUAUGGCCUGACUUUCACGGCAAUCGUUCUCCAUUGGCCGAUCAGACGUCCAGGGGCAUGGUGACGCGCAGAACCUCUCUUAAACACUACACUUCAUUUCAUUCAGUCAAACACAGUGAUGAUCUUAAAGGCUUAAUAUUCUUAGCAGUUUAUGAUGUGUGCUGGUUUUCACAGAUUGUUGGACUCACUUUAUCCCAAACUUUGGAUGACUUGGCCCUGCUGUAUCUAGCAACUCUGCAGGCUAUCGCUGUAAGACAAAUAUAUACUCCAGAUGUGUGUACAGUGUGUACAAGUUUUCCCUUGCCACCUUGCUUUUCUCUCUCUGUGUUGUUAUAUGUGAAGCUUGGCACGAGACACAUUAUAGAUGCCAUGAGAGAAGCAGGACAUGACAUCACAACUCUCUUCAUGUGUGGAGGCCUGAGCAAGAAUCCUCUGUUUGUACAGCUACAUGCCAACACCACAGGUCUGCCUGUUGUGUUGACAGAAGAGAAAGAAGCUGUGCUAAUUGGAGCAGCAGUUUUAGGAGCCUGUGCAUCAUCUGACUAUAGCUCCAUACAGAAAAUAUUCCACUUCCUUUUAGGAAGCAAUGAGGAAAAUGACCAAAAUAGGGCGAGUUGUCCGACCUAAUCCUGAGUUAGCAAGCUUUUACAGAAAGAAAUAUGCAGUGUUUUUGAAGCUUUAUGAUCAUCAGAAGGAGUAUGUGAAACUGAUGAAUGAUGGACAUCAUACAGUCACUGAUGCUGUGCCUCAUGUUUAACUGACAGAUGAAAUGUUUAAUAAACUUAACACUGGCCUACAAA